This is a messenger RNA of Spinacia oleracea (spinach), 1139 nucleotides long. RefSeq names its product TIP41-like protein. Gene Ontology annotation, cellular component: cytosol. The transcript is spliced from 8 exons. Lineage: Eukaryota; Viridiplantae; Streptophyta; Magnoliopsida; Caryophyllales; Amaranthaceae. Bases 127 to 996 code for a protein of 289 amino acids. The record is from RefSeq and is a predicted model, not a curated record. Gene Ontology annotation, biological process: TOR signaling.
ACAAAAAAAUAAAAAUAAACGAGUGAAGUAAAGCUUCUUACAUCGAGAAACUCCGGGGAAGCAAUUUACCGAAAACACUCGAAAGUCACAGUUCUUCCCCAAAUCACACCGGAAACAGAAAUAAUAAUGGAGGUGGAGAUCGACGAGGAAGAGAUCAAAUCUGCCGGCGGAGAAUCCUUGACUGAUGGGCGGCGAGGACUGCGUAUUCACGGCUGGGAGAUCGAGACUUCAAAGCGUUCUAUCCUCACCUCUCCUGAACUUCAACUUUGGGAAGAAAAACUUGAGACAACUCACUUCCCUGAGAUGAUAUUUGGAAACAGUUCUUUAAUUCUUAAGCAUUUAGCUAGUGGCACUAUGAUUCAUUUCAACGCAUUUGAUGCUUUAAUCGGCUGGAAGCAAGAAGCUCUACCACCAGUUGAAGUUCCUGCUGCAGCAAAAUGGAAAUCCAGAAGCCAACCGUUUCAACAGGUGAUAUUGGACUAUGACUACACAUUCACAACACCUUAUUGUGGAAGUGAAAGGGUUGACAGGAAUAGUGAAAAGGUGGGAGGGGACAUUUCAGAUGGCAGUCCUAGUCUUUGCUGGGAGGACUGUGAGGAGAAAAUUGAUAUGGUUUCUCUGGCUUCAAAAGAACCUAUUCUAUUUUAUGAUGAGGUGGUUUUGUAUGAAGACGAAUUAGGUGACAAUGGAGAAUCACUUUUGACUGCCAAAGUGAGAGUUAUGCCAAGUGGUUGGUUUGUUCUCUUUAGGUUUUGGCUGAGAGUUGAUGGCGUUCUUAUGAGACUACGGGAUACUCGUCUGCAUUGUGUAUUUGGAGAAGACUCCUUCCCUGUUAUUCUUCGGGAAAACUGCUGGAGAGAGGGUACAUUCAGUGGCUUGGCUGCAAAAGGAUAUCCGGUCGACGUUGCUUUAUAUAAAGAUCCAAGCAUCAUCAGCAUGAGGCUCCCUAUUAUCAAGCAUAAAACACAAAAGCUUAAAUUAAGUACCAACCUGUAAGCCUGUAACAGUUCUUUGUCAGCGGCUAUUCAUAACAUUAGUAUACUGAAUCUGAAUCUGAAAUGAAAUCAAAUUGUUUUCCUAUACCCAUUUAACAUAAUUGAUGUGAUUUCUGAAUGAAAAUUUCUUUCUGUGUGUAUAAA